This is a messenger RNA of Aspergillus novofumigatus IBT 16806, 567 nucleotides long. RefSeq lists its product as uncharacterized. Lineage: Eukaryota; Fungi; Ascomycota; Eurotiomycetes; Eurotiales; Aspergillaceae. The transcript has 2 exons. The coding region runs from base 1 to 567 and encodes 188 amino acids. The record is from RefSeq and is a predicted model, not a curated record.
AUGAGAACCAUGCGCAGCCACGACGAAUUCAGACUCGACAUCGACGCCGACGCCGAGGCCACCGCCGACGCGACCGACGACCGGCGCAAACGGAGCAAAACGACGCACGCCGCAUCCCGCAUCUGCUACGACUGGAUGGUCGUCUCAGGCAACUGCCACUACGCGCGCGACCGCGCCUCAUUCACACACUACCGGGCGAUGCCGCGCCGAACCCUCGUCAAGAACAACAUCUUCAAUCCGCACGAGGAGCUGGAGGUUGCGGGUGUAGGGACAGUCGAGCUACGCGUGUGCCGGACGGUGCGGGACGGGGGCGCCAGCUCGCAUGUUCUCGUGCUGGAGGACGUGCUGCAUAUCCCUGAGGCGGUGUGUAAUGGGUUCAACCCGCUGCUGUAUGGGAGUAGCAUGUCGUGUAACAUGGAGUAUUGGGAGGGGGCUGAUCGGCGCGGGGAGCCGGUUUGGUUUGCAUCCGAGGGGGAGUCGGAGUUGAUUCAGGGGAGGUAUUAUACGUUGAGUUUGUCGAUUACACCGCAGGAGAGGAGGGAGAUUUUUGACGCGAUGGCUUGUUGA